CUUCUUUUCUUUUCUAUUCUAAACUCCCAAACUACAGUGAAGUCGAGUGCUGAAAGUCCUGUGUGCAAUUGAUCGAUCAGUAGCUUGCAAUCUGUUUCAACCUCCAGCUGAUCCUAUCUUGCUCUCUGGCUUUUAAUGUUUCAUUCAACACAUUAGAGUCAUGCUGUGUAUUAUGAGCAUAUGAAAUGUGUGCCCAGCUAAGUUUGGGAAGAGAACAAUUAGAGAACAUCAUCGUACUCAAGUCCUUCAGUCCUCCAGUCAACUUUGUCUAGACUGCAUGCAUCUCGCUCAAUGUGGUACACAAAUCCCGUGGAGUUGCCUUUGUGAAGCUAUAUCCUAAUUGUCAAGUUAAAUUCCUGUUAAUCCUUUGUACUAACUGCUAGUGAUUACUAUCCCAAAAACACUAAUCAUGAUAUAUGUGACUGUCUCAUUAGACCCCACAAGACGCAAAUAACAAUUUCAUUAUCCCUCAAGACACAGAUAACUGUCUGCUAAUGGUUACCAUUGCAAAAAUACUAACCAUGAUAUACAUUACUGUCUGGUUAGACCCCAAAAGACACCAAAAAAAAAAAAAACAAUUUCAUUACCCUUAUACUGCUUGAAGUAACAAUCUCAUUCCUGUUAAUCCUUUGUACUAACUGCUAGUAGUUACCAUCACAAAAACACUAAUCAUGAUAUAGGUAGCUGUCAUAGUAUGAGCCAAACCAGUAGCUUCUUAUCAUUCUCAAGAAUUGAAGUCCUUUAUUAGCGCAGAAGUAAUUUUGUUUACAGCUUUAAUCAGGGCUUUGCUGGAUGUUGUGUCUAAUAAGUUGAUGGCGGACAAAUCUAUUAGCUUGCUAAAGUUAGUAGAACAAAGAGCAUCACGGAAGGAGGAGCUGGAGGAAGAGAAGAGAAAGCGACAUGAGACCCUUAUUCCUUAUCUUCCAACAGAAUGCAUAUCAAAUAUACUUGUUCGACUUCCUCAUGAAUCUCUCCAAAGAUCUAGGUUUGUCUGUAAGACAUGGUACAGGAUUAUCAACAGCACCAUCUUCAUUGAAGCCUAUCUCCAACGUUCUGAAAGUGUCUUAGUUUUUCUACAUCCUUCAAAAAGAGAUACUUUUUUUCCUUAUAGCAGGCCUAACUUGCAAGAAAAACCGAAUGCUUUUUCUGUUGAAUCUAAGCUUUUUCAAUUGCAAUCUGUGCCUGUACGUCAGCAACCUCUUAUAGAUCCAUCCUUGUUACUUCACAUCAAGUUCAUGGAAAUUGAGAAUGGCAAGAUGAAGAUAGAAGAGUAUAAUACCACUUGUCUGGGAACAAUUAGAGCAGCUGGCGGUGGUCUAAUUGUACUUGAUGACAAGAUGAAAAAUGGUGGAUUAAUAGUUAUGAAUCCUGUUACUAAGGAAUUGACUGCACUUCCCUCGGGUAGUUUAUGUUCUCCUCAUAAUGAAUCAUAUGGACUUGCAUUUUGCCAGACUACCAGGAAUUUCAAACUGGUUCACUUGUUUCAGGGCGAGAUGCAAUUUGUUAGCUGUGAAAUCCUUGAUCUUGGAGCUAAAUCAUGGAGAAUAGUCGAUGGACCUGCAUUCAGAGCUUUCCGCUGGUUUGUAUAUGAUCCAGUUUUUGCAAUUGGGGCCAUACAUUGGGUUCCAAAAACUAUGCAUAGUAAGUACCUAGUGUAUAUGACAGUGGAUGAUGAGAAGUUUCAUCGUAUACCUCUCCCGAGAAGAAGUAAACUUCACGAUAGGGUUAUGGAAAUGCAUGGGGGUCUUGGAUUUGUGACUCGUAAAAAGUUGUGCCGAAUUGAUGUGUGGAUCUUGAGGAAUUUAUGUGGUGAUGGUUGGACAAAGCAAUAUAGCAUCACAGUGGAUUGCAACAGUCAUCUGAUCCCUCUUUACUCUUCAAGGAUUUGUGGCGAAAUGAUUUUUGAGGAUAAAGAUGGCUCUUUAUAUGCUUAUGACUGCUCUUUGCAAAAUAUGAGAAAAGUAGAAAUGCAGGAGGGAAGUUUUCCAGUUGUUGGCCACUAUUUUGCACAUGUUAAUAGCCUUCUCUCAUGGAAGAUCCAGGGUAACGUGAUUGACUAGCAUAUUCCCUGUUAUUAGUCUGGUGUCUGCAUCCAGAAAUCAUUUUUAAUGGAGAAGUUGUCCUGCAGAGUUGAGUGUCGACUUUGCAUUCUUCCUCUAAAGCAUGUAAAUUUUAGAUAUAUAUAUCUAAACAUUUAUCUGCUUCAGGUUAUUUCUCCCUUUGCUUGUAUAUAAUUAGCCAAAACAAUACUGAUGUAUAUAUAUCCUCUUCAACUUUUUUGGCGCACCUGGACAGAAAUGAAAAUCUGUGCAUGUUUUUGUGGUUGUAUA
Coffea arabica (coffee) is the source of this 2330-nucleotide messenger RNA. The record is from RefSeq and is a predicted model, not a curated record. Lineage: Eukaryota; Viridiplantae; Streptophyta; Magnoliopsida; Gentianales; Rubiaceae.